Toxotes jaculatrix (banded archerfish) is the source of this 1859-nucleotide messenger RNA. RefSeq lists its product as uncharacterized. The record is from RefSeq and is a predicted model, not a curated record. Gene Ontology annotation, molecular function: magnesium ion transmembrane transporter activity. The coding region runs from base 140 to 1216 and encodes 358 amino acids. The transcript is spliced from 6 exons. Gene Ontology annotation, cellular component: membrane. NCBI's taxonomy places the organism in Eukaryota, Metazoa, Chordata, Actinopteri, Toxotidae. Gene Ontology annotation, biological process: magnesium ion transport.
CCUAUGCGUAAUAUUUAUCGACCGCGGACGUGUUUGAAGAGACGCCUCCUCCCUCCUGAGGUGGAGGCGCAGCCAAUCAGCUGCUCCACUUCCUGAAGUAAAGUCAGCGACGACGGAUGGGGUUGACGUGACAACGGAGAUGGAAGUGAACCGUUUGGACUUCUACAUCGGUCUCUCUCUGGCCGUGAGCUCCAGCGUCUUCAUCGGUGCCAGUUUCAUCCUGAAGAAGAAAGGCCUGCUGCGAUUGGCCAGCAAGGGUUCAAUGCGAGCAGGUCAAGGGGGGUAUGCUUACCUGAAAGAAUGGCUGUGGUGGGCAGGACUGAUUUCAAUGGGAACUGGAGAGGCGGCCAACUUUGCCGCAUAUGCAUUUGCACCUGCCACACUGGUGACCCCUCUUGGAGCACUGAGUGUACUUGUGAGUGCUGUGCUCUCCUCUUACUUUCUGAACGAGAGGCUGAAUGUGCAUGGGAAGAUUGGUUGUUUACUGUGCGUCUUGGGCUCCACAGUGAUGGUUAUCCAUGCCCCACAGGAAGAGGAGGUUUCUUCCCUUACUUCCAUGGCAGAGAAGCUUAAAGACCCAGGUUUCAUUGUGUUUGCUGUGUGCGUUGUGGGAAGCAGCCUGGUUCUUAUCUUUGCUGUGGCUCCGCGAUUUGGACAGAAGAAUGUGCUGGUCUACAUCCUGAUCUGCUCUGUGAUUGGCUCCCUCUCUGUGUCUUGUGUCAAGGGCCUGGGCAUUGGCAUUAAGGAGCUGUUUGCUGGGACAGCAGUGCUGAAGGAACCCCUGUUCUGGUCCUUAGUCAUCUGCCUGGUAAUCUGUGUCAGCGUUCAAAUCAGUUACCUGAACAAAGCCCUCGACAUCUUUAACACCUCCAUAGUCACCCCCAUCUACUACGUCUUCUUCACUACAUCUGUCAUGGCCUGCUCAGCUAUCCUGUUUAAAGAAUGGUUGAGUAUGACCACAGACGAAGUAGUGGGAACGAUUAGCGGGUUCCUCACCAUCAUUUUAGGUAUCUUCCUUCUCCAUGCCUUCAAGGACAUCACAUUUAGCUCAGAUUCUCUCCCACUGUACCUGAGGAAGGGUCCUCAGGGCUUUCCAUGGAGCCACCAACCUUAUGUGGCUCUUCCCAGUCAUGACAGCCAAGCAGAAGAUGAGAUCAAGCUGCCAAGGGAAGGAGGCUCCAAAGCAGGGUGGGGUACACACCAGAGAGCUCCUUAACAGUUUUGUCACUAGUCACAGUAGUUGCUUAUUGCAAUUCUGAAGCUUUAAUGCACAUCACAGCUUUACAGUGUGACAAGAUAGUUUACUAAAUCUGAAUUUCAAGUCUGUCUUAGUGCUGUGUGCACUGGAUGGACGAAGUUGCCUUAAAACGAGCAUAACCUUGCAAUCAACACACUGGAAUCCAUAAAAACAUGUAUGUUAUUAGUUGUACAUGAAGACGCUUCCACAUUUUUCCUUUGGUUGGUAGUGUAAUUUAUAUCCAUGUGAAUGUGUUGCACUGCUGUAUAUAUAUAUAUUUUUUACAGUACCUUAAGUUAAAUUCAUUGAAAAUUUAAUAGUAGCCUGCAUAAGCAAGGCUGUGCCUUCUGUUACUGAAAGAGAUAACCUGUUCAUAGUUUUGCACUUUUAACCUUGAUCAUGUACAGUAUUACACAAAUGUACAAACUGCUUUAUGACCAAUUGCGGCAAAAGAAUGCAUUCAAUCAUCUCUUGUUGAUGAACAAGUUUGAAUAAUUCCUCUGAUGGGUUACUGUUAAUACCUCAUACAAAUCACACCAAAGAAUGUUUUUUUUUUUCUUGUAUGAAUUAAUUCCCAAAAUGUGCCAAGCUGUAACAUAUCUCUGAUGUAACUGUACUUUCU